AGCGGUGCGGGCAGUCAGUCAGCAGUCCGUCAGUCUCGGAGCGGCACUGCUGGUUUGGAUGGUACUCAGCAGGACGGACUUUUUCCAUCAGGAUAUUCAACAGCAUGGCCGGGAUGGAGUGAUGAUGGGAUGGAUGUGAAUAUGGGCCAGUGGGCAGGCAUGCGAGCCCCUCUCCUCAGCCUGGCCCUGCUGCUGCUGUUGCUGCUCUUCAAGCCACCACCCUGCUGCGGCCAGAAUACCCAUGCGGGCCUUCAGGAUGGACCCCACUUUGGCUUUACUCAGGCUGUCUACCACGCAACAGUUUACGAAAACUCAGCAGCACGCACCUAUGCCAACAGUAAAGUUAAAAUGGGAAUCCACCUGGCACAGCGCUCCUGGGAGAUCCGCUACAGAAUCACCUCUGGUGAUGAUGAAGGGUUUUUCAAGGCAGAGGAGUAUGUGCUGGGUGACUUCUGUUUCUUGCGCAUAAGGACUAAAGGUGGCAACGCAGCUAUCUUGAACCGAGAGAUUCAGGAUAAUUAUGUAUUGACAGUAAAAGCUUCUGUCAAGGGAGAGGCCCUCCUUGAGACCUGGACAAAAGUCAGCAUCCAGGUCUUGGAUAUGAAUGACCUACGACCCUUGUUCUCACCAACCACUUACUCCGUCACCAUAGCGGAGAGCACCCCUCUCAGGACUAGCAUAGCACAAGUUACCGCGACAGAUGCAGAUAUUGGUUCCAAUGGGGAGUUUUACUAUUUUUUCAAGGAGAAAAUGGAGUUGUUUGCUGUACACCCAACCAGUGGAGUUGUUUCUCUCAGUGGAAAGCUGAAUGUUGAUGAGCAGAAUCGGUACGAUUUAGAAAUUUUGGCGGUGGACCGUGGCAUGAAGCUCUAUGGAAAUAAUGGGGUCAGCAGCACAGCCAAGCUUUUUGUCCAUGUAGAACGUGUGAAUGAGCAUGCCCCAGUCAUGACUGCGGUCACCCACAGCCCCUCGUGGCUUGAUAAAAACCCUGUGUAUGCCAUGGUCACUGUUGAAGACCUAGAUGAAGGCUUAAAUGGAGAAAUAGACUCAGUGGUCAUUGUGGGUGGAGACCCUUCAGAGCAGUUUUUUGUGGAAAGAUCUGCAGAAGGCGAGUUUGCCAUAAAGGCCUCUGAGUCAGUAAAUUGGGAGACAUACCCAUAUGGCUGUAACCUCACUUUGCAGGCUAAAGACAGAGGAGCCCCACAGAAGUUCUCUGCUGUUAAGGUUGUCCACAUUAUGGUCAAGAAACGACAGACAGCAGAAGCUGCAUUUGAGCAGGAGAUAUAUGAUGUUAGUCUGAAUGAAAUUUCACCACCAGGCACAAUUGUAGAAGCUGUUAAACUUAAGCCAGAGCCUGAUGAUGCAGAGUAUAUCCUGACACCUUCUGCAGAUUCAGCUUUUUUUCAAAUGAACACCCUAACAGGCGUAAUCUCUACCACUCACUGGUUCACUCAGUUGACCCAGGAUGUCUUUAAUCUUGAGGUAAUGGAAAUAGAUAGUGAGCUCAAAGUUAAAGUGCAGGUUACUAUUGAGGAUGCCAAUGACAACACACCAACAUUUGAUCUGUCCUCUUAUGAGGUUUUGGUUAAUGAGAGUGUACUAGUUGGGACCAAUGUGUUAACAGUUUCCGCAGUGGAUGAGGAUAAAGGAGAAAAUGGAUACAUAACUUACAGCAUUUCCAGCCUUCAGCCAUUACCCUUCAAAAUCAAUCAGUUCUCUGGUGUCAUCAGCACUAUUAAAGAGUUGGACUUUGAAUCAUCAUCAGAGAGCUUUGUGUUUGUUGUCAGAGCAUCUGACUGGGGUUCGCCUUACAGGCGAGAGAGUGAAGUCAAUGUGACAAUCCACCUGGAAAAUGUAAAUGAUAACCAGCCAUUGUUUGAGAAGGUAGCAUGCCAGGGUGUGAUCUCUAGGGACUUCCCAGUGGAUGAAGUGAUUACCACAAUGUCUGCAAUUGACAUAGAUGAGUUGGAAUUAGUAAAAUAUAAGAUCAUUUCAGGUAACGACUGGGGGUACUUUGACCUCAACCCAGAUUCAGGGGUCCUUUCACUGCGACAUUCCCUUGCAACUGCCAGUCCAAAGAAUGGUGUCUUUAGUCUCAAAAUAACUGCCACAGAUGGUGAGAAUUUUUCUGAUCCUAUGUUUGUUAACAUCUCAGUUGCUCAUGGGAAAUCUCCUCCCAAAAGUUUCAACUGUAAAGAGACAAGAGUAGCUCAAAAGUUAGCUGAGAAGUUACUCAAAAAGUCCAAAGCAAGCACAAAGCCCAAAAUUGAGGAAGGCUUUAUUGACCUUUUCUCUGUCAAUCGGCAGACACCCCAGUUUGACAAAGCUUUUCCGACAGAUAUUGCUGUGCGGGAAGACCUUAAGAUUGGCUCAAGCGUUUUCAAGGUCAGUGCCUAUGAUGGUGACACAGGUUUCAAUGGUCAGAUUCUGUACUCUAUUUCAGAUGGAAACAUUGACAGCUGUUUUAAAAUUGACAUGGAGACUGGCCUUAUCAGUGUCUUCCUCCCUUUGGACAGAGAAAAGAGGGAUCGCUAUCUCCUCAACCUAACUAUCUAUGACCUUGGCCUGCCACAGAAAACUGCCUGGCGUUUGCUUACUGUUUACAUAGAGGAUGCUAAUGAUAAUGCACCCCAGUUUUUGCAAGAAGGAGGCUAUGGAAUUAUGAUACCUGAAAACACUGCCAUAGGUACAGAUGUCAUCCAGGUUGAGGCCACUGACAAAGAUUUAGGACCCAAUGGGGAAAUUAUGUACUCUGUUUUAACCAGCACCACCCAGUUUGGUAUCAACAGCACUAAUGGCAUAGUGUAUGUAGCUGGUCAACUAGACAGGGAGUUUGUUUCUGCUUUUAACCUGAAGAUUGAGGCUCGGGACAAGGCAGAGAAAGGGGGCCAGAGGUUUUCUGUAACCACUUUGAAAAUCAUUUUAGAGGAUGUGAAUGACUGUCCCCCACUAUUUAUUCCCAGUGUGUACAAAGCCAGAGCUCUAGAGGAUCUCCCAGUAGGAACUGUUGUGGCCUGGUUAGAAACCCAGGACCCAGAUUUGGGGUUGGGAGGCCAGGUCCGGUACUCUCUGGCCAAUGACUAUAACGGAUGGUUUGAGGUAGACAAAGCCAGUGGAGCUAUUCGGCUGACAAAAGAGUUGGACUAUGAGACCCAGCAGUUCUACAACCUUACUGUGAAGGCCAAAGACAAGGGAAGGCCUGUUUCUCUUCUCUCAGUCACCUUUGUGGAGGUGGAGGUUGUAGAUGUGAACGAAAACCUCUACGCUCCAUACUUUUCCCACUUUGCCUUGACAGGAUUAGUGAAGGAGAAUUCCCGGAUUGGAACUACACUACUCCAAGUCACCGCUAACGAUGAUGAUGCUGGCAGAGAUGGAGAAAUCCAAUACUCCAUUCGUGACGGGAGUGGGCUUGGACGAUUUGCCAUUGAUGAAGAGACAGGGGUGAUCUACACCACAGAUAUGUUGGACCGUGAGACCAAGGACUCUUACUGGCUGACGGUGUAUGCAAGUGACCAUGGCGUGGUUCCUCAGUUUGCUACAAUUGAGGUAUUCGUCCAGGUGGAGGAUGUUAACGAUAACGCUCCGCUGACCUCAGAGCCAUUGUACCGGCCUUCAGUGCCUGAGAACUCUCCACGGGAUGUUUCUGUGAUCCAGAUCCAGGCCCAGGACCCUGAUGCUGCGCCCCCUGCUGCUGCUGACAGACUCAACUACCGCAUCAUCAGUGGAAACCCACAGAACUUCUUCACAAUCAACACCCGCACUGGUCUGAUCACCACAACCUCCAGGAAACUGGACCGUGAACAACAAACAGAACAUGUUUUAGAGGUGCUGGUGUCAGAUGGUGGUCCUAGUCCCAGGCAGAGUACAGUGUGGGUGAUGGUACAAGUCCUGGAUGAAAAUGACAACAAGCCCACAUUUCCCGAGAAGGUCUACCAGGUCAAGCUUCCAGAGAGAGAGCGGAGAAAGAAGGGCGAGCCCAUCUAUCGGGUGUUUGCCUACGACCGUGAUGAAGGGCCCAACAGCGACCUCUCCUACAGCAUUGUCGACGGAAACGAAGACGGGAAGUUCUUCAUCGACCCCAAGACUGCAGUUGUAUCUUCACGCAAGGCCUUCACUGCUGGGAGUUAUGACAUCCUGACUAUCAAAGCAACAGACAACGGGCGUCCUCAGAAAUCCUCAACAGCUCGCCUGCACAUUGAGUGGAUUCGUCGACCUCCUCCCUCUACUCUCCAACUGCUUUUUGACGAGCCGUUCUACAAUUUCACUGUCAUGGAAAAUGACAAGGUGGCAGAGAUCGUGGGUGUGGUGUCCCUGCAGCAGAGCUCCGCCCCCUUGUGGUUUGACAUCACAGGUCCCAGGUCUUUCCGUGAGAUGUUCUAUAUUCUGCAGAGCGCUUGUGGCAGGAACUGUUCCUCAGAAGCAGGUGGAAACAGCGACAGUGUGUUUGACGUUGAGAAGGCUGUGGGCACCAUUAUCAUCGCCAAGCCUCUGGAUGCUGAACAGCGCUCCUUCUACAACCUAACGGUGCAGGCCACAGACAGCACCAACACUGCAUACACACAGGUUCACAUCACUGUUAUGGACAACAACGACAACGCUCCCAUCUUCUCCCAGCCUACCUAUGAUGUCACCAUUUCUGAAGACACACCACCUGACACUGAGGUGGUCCAGGUUCUGGCAUCAGACCGUGAUGAACAUCACAAGCUGACCUACUCUUUGCAGAGCUCCAUAGACCCCAGUAGCAUGCGUCUUUUCCGCAUCCACCCCACCCUGGGCACCAUCUACACUGCUCAGAGACUGGACCAUGAAGCCUGUGCCCAGCACAUCCUCACUGUCAUUGUGAAAGACCAAGAGUUCCCAUACAGAAAGAACCUAGCUCGUGUGCUAAUAGAAGUGGAAGAUAUAAAUGACCAUGUACCCAUCUUUACCAGUGCUCUGUAUGAAGGCUCAGUCUAUGAGUCAGCAGCAGUGGGAUCAGCUGUGGUCCAGGUCACUGCCCUGGACAAAGACAAAGGCGAGAAUGCAGAGCUACACUACUCCAUUGAAGCAGGGAACACUGGAAAUGCAUUCCAUAUUGAGCCAGUUUUGGGUAUCAUCACUGUUGCACGUGACCUGGACUUGUCAAGCAUAGGACAUUAUGUUCUCACUGUCAGAGUCACUGACAAUGGCUCCCCUCCACUGUCCACCACCACUGUAGUGCGAAUUGCGGUCACCCUCUCUGACAACGCUGGCCCAAAGUUCCCUCAGCCUGAGUACCAGGCUGAAAUCGCAGAGAACGCUGUUAUUGGGACCUCCGUCACCACAGUCAGUGCAGUUAGCCAGUCCACCCUCACUUAUGACAUCAAGCACGGCAACACAGAGCGUGUUUUUCAGAUAAAUCAGUACAGUGGAGUGAUUACUACUCAAAAGCCUUUAGACUAUGAGAUGACAGCAUCGUACACCUUGAUAGUCCAGGCUGCCAACAUGGCUGGCAUGGCCUCCAAUGCUACUCUGUUAAUCCAGGUAGUGGAUGAGAAUGAUAACCCACCAGUUUUUCAGCAGCUACACUAUCAUGGCAGCAUCAGCGAGGCAGCACCAGUCAACAGUGUGGUCUUGAACUCAGAUGAUUCACCUCUGGUAAUCAAGGCCACUGAUGCUGACCGCAACCAAAAUGCUCUAUUGGUUUACCAGAUAGUUGAGGACACUGCAAAAAUGUUCUUCACUGUAGACUCAGGAACUGGCUCUAUCAGAACCAUUGCUAAUCUAGACCAUGAGACAUUUGCCACCUUCCACUUCCAUGUUCAUGUGAGGGACAAUGGCAGGCCACAGCUAACAGCAGACAGUCCAACUGAGGUCACAAUACAAGUGAUUGACACAAAUGAUUCACCACCUCGCUUCACCCAGAAUGCCUAUGAAACAGUUUUGUUACUCCCCACCUAUGUGGGAGUAGAGACUUUGCAGGUUUUAGCCACAGACCCUGACAAAGAUGCCACUACAGAGCUCACCUACUCUCUGACUGAUGGAGUGCUGGAGCACUUUGCCAUCAAACCUUCCAGUGGAGUCAUCACAGUUAAACACAACAACUUCUCCAAAGAACGUUUCCGCUUUAGUGUCAAAGUUUCAGAUGGGAAAUUCUCCAGCACAGCUUUGGUGACCAUUCUUGUCCGAGAGGCUCUGGACUCUGGUCUCAGCUUCACUCAUAGCCUUUAUUCUUCAUCUAUUCAAGAGAAUGUAUCAAAUAUCACCAAAGUGGCUGUGGUCAAUGCUGUGGGAAACCGUCUCAAUGAACCACUGAAGUACACCCUGUUGAAUGCUGGCACACGCUUCAGAAUCCGUCCAACUUCUGGCGUAAUCCAAACCACAGGUAUACCGUUUGACCGUGAAGAGCAAGAGUUCUAUGAACUGGUUGUUGAGGUGAGAAGGGAGCAUGACCGUCUGCACGUGGCCAGAGUUAUGGUUAGAGUCCAAGUCGAAGACAUAAAUGAUAAUGCCCCUGUGUUUGUUGGACUUCCUUAUUAUGCAGCUGUUCAAGUAGAAGCUGAGCCAGGAUCACCCAUUUUCAGGGUCAUGGCAGUAGAUGGUGACAAAGGGAUUAAUGGAGAGGUAUCUUACUAUCUCAAGGACGACCAUGGUCACUUUGAGAUCAACCGGCAGACAGGUGGUCUCAGCCUUAAAAGGGCUUUUGAGUCUGACUUGUCCAAUGUGGAAUACCAGAUGGUGAUAUAUGCAAGAGAUGGUGGUUAUCCACCUCUCUCAUCUAAUAUAGAGUUCCCUAUCACAGUGGUCAACAAAGCCAUGCCUGUCUUUGACAAAUCAUUUUAUUCUGUUUCUGUGAAUGAGGAUGUGGCUGUGCACACACCUAUCCUUGGCAUAAAUGCCACUAGUCCUGAAGGUCAAAAUAUCAUUUACACUAUUGUUGAUGGAGACCCGUCUCUUCAGUUUGACAUUGGUUUUGAUACUGGGGUCAUAAGUGUAAUCCACUCUUUGGACUAUGAAGCAGCAUCAUCUUACCACCUGACCAUCAGAGCCACAGACUAUCUGACUGGUGCCCGUGCUGAGGUUGAUGUAGAUGUGGUUAUCCAGGAUGUAAAUGAUAACCCACCUAUCUUCCAGAAAAUGUCUUACAGGGUUGUUUUGUCUGAAACAGCCAUGAUUGGAACUCCAGCACUUCAAGUUAUUGCCACUGACAAAGACUCAGAGAAGAACAAUGUUGUUCGUUACCAAAUUUUCUCAGAUGUGCAUAACAGCACAGACUACUUUCACAUUGAUAGCAGCAGUGGAUUAAUCCUGACAGCACGUAUGCUAGACCAUGAACUUGUCCAGGAGUAUGACUUCAUUGUCAGGGCCACUGAUAAUGGCUUCCCACCAUUGAGUAAUGAAGUAUCAGUCAUAGUUGUGGUGAAUGACAUGAACGACAAUCCUCCAGUUUUCAAUCAGCUACUCUAUGAGGCAUAUGUGAAUGAGUUAGCACCUAGGGGUCACUUUGUAACCUGUGUACAGGCCUCAGAUGCUGACAGCUCGGAUUUUGACAAGAUGGAAUACAGCAUUUUGUCAGGGAAUGAAAGAAUGAACUUUGUGAUGGACAAAAAGACAGGAAUUAUCACAUUGUCCAGCCACCGUAAGCAAAGAAUGGAGCCUACCUAUAGCCUCAAUGUUUCUGUAUCUGACGGGGUGUUCACCAGCACUGCACAAGUUCAUGUUAAGGUGUUGGGGGCCAACCUGUACAGUCCAGUGUUUGGACAGAAUAUGUAUGAGGCAGAGUUAAGAGAGAAUUCUGCUGUCGGAACCAAAGUUAUACAAGUGAAGGCAACAGAUGCAGAUCCUGGAAUGUUCGGACACAUCACUUAUUCUUUUGUUAAUGAUGUGGGAAAGGACCAAUUUAGCAUUGAUGCAAAUGGUCAAAUCACCACUGUGGAAAAGCUUGAUCGUGAGGACCCGGCCAAUAAGGACAUCAUUCUAACAGUGGCAGCCCAUGACUCAGGUGGACGUGUUUCUUACUGUACAGCACAAGUUACUCUGUUGGAUGAUAAUGAUAAUGUACCUCGCUUCCGUGCUACAGAGUACCGAGCUUCAGUCAAAUCUGAUGUGGCUAAAGGUUUUUUGGUGACACAGAUUCAGGCUUAUGAUCCUGAUGAUGGCAGUAAUGCAAAAGUGACAUAUUCACUCUACAGUGAGGCACAUGUUCCUGUGGUGGACAUUUUGGAGAUAGACCCAGACAAUGGUUGGAUGGUGACUAAAGGCAGCUUUAGCCACUUGAGGAACUCUGUAUUAUCGUUUUUUGUGAAGGCUGUGGAUGGAGGAAAUCCAGUCCGGCACUCUCUAGUGUCUGUCUACAUCCAUGUUCUUUCCCCAGAUGCCUUCAUUCCUUCAUUUAGCCAACAUCAAUACUUAUUUAGCUUGCCAGAGGACACCCCCAUAGGUUCAGCCAUAGGGACAGUGCGCCUCAACACUUUUCCUGGAUAUGCCUCGCUCUCUGCUACCUUUGCUCUGGUCAACGGAGAGACUGGAGAAAACAACCAAGAUGGGGUGUUUGUGGUGGAAAAGGAUACAGGUGUGAUCAAGCUUGAUAAGCCCUUGGACCAUGAUGUGAUAAAAGCAUACCAUUUCAAAGUCACUACCACUAUAAAACAGGCUAAGCUGGAUUCUGUGACCUCUGUUGAAGUUGAAGUCAAAGUGUUGGAUCUAAAUGACAACAAACCAGCAUUUGAGGCCGACUCUUAUGAGGCCACAGUUAUGGAAGGCAUGCCAGUUGGAACCAGAAUCAUUCAAGUCCAAGCACUAGACCCAGACUCAGGGGCCAAUGGCCAGGUAACAUACAGUCUUGGGGCAUUAAUCCAGUCAGAAGGGGAUUCAGACAUGUCAGUUGGCACCUUUAGCAUUGACAGCAACACAGGCUGGAUCUCCACAUGUAAGGACCUGGACCAUGAGACCAAUCCAUCCUACACAUUCACAGUGGUAGCCUCAGACCUUGGGGAGACCCUGUCUCUUUCCAGUACCACCACUGUGACUGUAGCAGUGUCAGACAUUAAUGACAACCCGCCCAGGUUCUUGGAACAACACUACUUUGGUUCAGUUCAGGAGAGUGACCCGCCAGGCGAGGUAGUGGCUGUGUUGAACACAAGAGAUGAUGACAGCUCUGCUGUUAACCGUCAAGUCAGCUACCAUAUCACUGGUGGGAACUAUCGUGGUGUGUUUGCUCUGGGUCUGGUUCAGGGUGAAUGGAAGAUGUAUGUGAAGUGGCCACUGGACAGGGAGGAGCGCAAUCUCUACAUCAUCAAUGUCACUGCUAGCGAUGGACUCUUUGUUUCACAGGCAACGGUGGAGGUGACAGUGAUAGACACCAAUGACAACAGCCCUAUCUGUGACCAGGCUGUGUACACUGCCUCUAUUCCAGAGGACCUCCCAGUCAACAGUGUGCUGCUGAGGGUUGGAGCUACGGAUGCAGAUGUGGGCAUCAGUGCCUGGAUCCAGUACUCCUUACAUGGUCCUGGAUCCCAGGACUUCAGCAUGGACUCGGACACCGGUGAGGUCAAGUCAUCUGUGAUUCUUGACCAUGAGACAACACCCUACUACUGGCUUGUGGCUCAGGCAACUGAUGGUGGUGGGCGAUGGUGCCGUGCUGAGGUGCAUCUGGCAGUUACUGAUGUGAAUGACAACCCACCCAUCUUCACCCUGUCACAGUACACUGCCAGCGUCUAUGAAGACACCGCCACCAAAGCCCUGCUCACCCGCAUCCAGGCCAUAGACCCUGAUGAAGCAGGUCUGGGCCGUAUGGUAGUCUACUCCCUGGCUGACUCUGCAGGAGGUUCAUUCUCUAUCGAUAAGUCCUCAGGCAUUGUGGUCCUGGAACGCGUUCUCGACCGUGAGGUCCAGCCUGCUUAUCAGAUAACAGUCCAUGCAUCUGACCAGGGUUCACCAGUUCCCCUCUCCUCAUUGGUCAACGUCACUAUCACUGUGCUGGACAUCAAUGAUAACCCGCCUGUGUUUGAGCGCCGUGACCAGCUAGCGACAGUGCCGGAGGAUGUGGGAGUGGGCACCGAGGUUCUGAGAGUUUAUGCAGCCAGCAAGGACAUCGGGACCAAUGCUGAGAUUACUUACAGCAUCCGAUCAGGCAACGAGCAUGGGAAGUUCCAUAUCCACCCACUGACUGGUGCAAUUUUAGUUGCCCAGCCUCUGGACUAUGAGACCUGCAGGGACUACUUCCUGACAGUGGAGGCUCGUGAUGGAGGCACACCACCACUGAGUGCCAUUACAACAGUAAACAUAAACCUGACAGAUGUCAAUGACAACGCACCCAUGUUUAGCCGUGACCUCUACACUGCGGUGGUGUCAGAGGAUGCCACCACUGGAGAAUCUGUAGUCCAGCUGGUUGCAGAGGACAUUGACAGUCAGCUGAAUGGAGCCAUUCUCUAUUCCAUUAUCACUGGAGACCGAGACAACCAGUUCUUCAUUGACCCACUCCGUGGGGUCAUCAAGGUCAACAAGCCACUGGACCGUGAGACAGUUCCUAGCUACUCGUUGAUCAUCAGAGCUCUGGAUAGUGGAAUCCCACCCAUGUCCUCCACUGUGAUGGCCAACAUAGACAUCUCUGACAUCAAUGACAACCCGCCCACCUUCUCCCCAGCCAACCUAACUACUGUCAUACAGGAAAACAAGCCAAUCGGCACCAGCAUCCUGCAGUUGUCCGUCAUUGAUCAGGACUCCUCCCACAAUGGCCCACCCUUUGACUUCCACAUCCUGUCAGGAAACGAAGGCGGAGAGUUUUUGCUGGAGAAAGAUGGAACACUAGUGGCCAAUCAAGUGUUCAGGAGGGACCUGGCCACUGAAUAUGUUAUUCUGAUACGGGUGACAGACUCAGGGAAGCCUCGUCUUUCCUCCUCCUCCACGCUGAAAGUCAGAGUGAUUGAGGAGAGCCUUCACCGACCAGUCGCGUUGCCACUGGAAGUUCACAUUGUCACUAUGGAGGACGAAUUUCCUGGCGGUGUGAUUGGCCAGCUGCACGCCACCGACGCUGACCCUUAUGAUGCACUGACCUUUGGCCAUGCCCCCCCAGCCCAGCGCAGUCUUUUUAAGAUCAGUCCUCGUGAUGGCAAGAUCAUUGCCCUGGGCGGGUUGGAUGCAGGCAAAUACACCCUCAAUGCCAGCGUUAGUGAUGGCCGCUUCGCUGUGCCUGUGCCCGUGAGUGUGCAUGUGGAGCAGGCAACACCAGAGAUGCUGCGUGAGGCAGUGACGGUGCGCUUUGAGAGCGUGGCACCACAAGACUUCGUGGCAAUGCACCUGAAGAGCGUGUUGAAGGUUCUGCAGCAGGCCGCCGCAUCACAACAGCAGGACAUGUUGCACCUGCUCAGUCUGCAGCCAGUCGGAGGAACACAACAACUUGACAUGCUCGUAGCCGUGGAAUCAGCAGGGGGCGGGUACUAUAAGGCGGCUUACCUUACCCAGAAAUUAAGUGCAUCACGGCGGCAGCUGGAGGAGGUCCUCAGGGUGUCAGCUAUCCUGGAUAAGAACUGCUCGGGGCUGGAGUGUCGCGGCGCACAGUGCGAACAGAGCAUCAUCUUGGACUCACAUAACCUGGCUACAUACAGCACACCACGUGUCAGCUUUGUUUCACCACGCUUCCACCGAACCUCACGCUGCACAUGCAACGAUGCAAACUGUGCUGUCCUGUCAGAACAGUGUGAGGACCAGCCAUGUCCAGCAGACAUGCAGUGUGUUUCAAUUGAGGCCAACAGAGGUCGCUACGCAUGCCAGUGUCCACCAGGCAAACUGGGAGAGUGCGCAGGCCAUUCUUCUCUGAGUUUCUCAGGUAACAGCUACAUCAAGUACAGACUGUCUGACCGGCUGCAGACGGAGCUGAAACUCAGCCUCAGGAUCAGAACACUGCAAAGCAAAGGAAUCAUAAUGUACACACACACUGAGCCCUGCACCAUGCUCAAGUUGGAGGAGGGGAAGCUGUGGUUCCAGCUGGCCUGCAGCCUUAGAGGUGGCAGAGGUGAAGGUGGUGACAGUCCCGACAUGUUGGGCAUCUCUGGCCGUCGUAUCAAUGAUGGCAGCUGGCACACGGUGGCACUGGAGCUCAAUCGCAACUUCAGCAGCCUGGCGCUGGAUGACAGUUACGUUGAGCGACGCCGCGGACCACCAUUCAUACAACCAAUGGCUCCAGACAGAACCAUCUACUUUGGAGCACUGGUGCAGCAACCAAACUCUCGCAGCCUCAUGGACUCCCAGAAGGACCCGCAGGUGCUUGAGGGUUUCCAGGGCUGCCUGGACUCAGUCAUGCUGAACAACAACGAGCUGCCGCUGCAGAACAAACGCUCUCGCUAUGCAGAGGUGGUGGGACUGACAGAGCUGAAGCUGGGCUGCAUCCUUUAUCCUGACGCCUGCCUGCAGCAGCCCUGCCGCAAUGGAGCCACCUGCAACAGUCUUCCCUCUGGUGGGUACUCAUGCAGCUGUAACCCCCAGUACACCGGAGGUCGCUGUGAGAUGGAAAUAACAGCGUGUGUUCCCAACCCGUGUCAGAAUGGUGGCACAUGUAAGCCCAUCGGCAACGCCUUCCUCUGCAGCUGCAGGAGAGGAUUCAAGGGUCUGACCUGUGAGGAAGAUGUGAAUGAAUGUGACCGCAGUAAUCCAGAGGGCGAGUGUGAAAAUGGCGGGGUUUGCGUCAACACUUACGGCUCCUUCUACUGUAACUGCACAGCAGGCUUUGUGGGUGAGCGCUGCGGCCUGCGGCCCGUUGUUGUCCCGGACAUGCGGGCAGGUCACACUGUGGUCGGUAAAGAGGAAUUGAUCGGAAUCGCAGUGGUGCUUUUUGUCAUCAUUACCCUCAUCAUCCUCUUCAUUGCUUUCCGCAAGAAGGUUUUCCAGAAGAACUACUCGAGAAACAACCUGUCUCUGGUCCAGGACCCAGCCACUGCAGCACUCCUCAACAAGGCUAAUGGCGUUCAGUUUAAGACCCUACACUGCACGCCAGGCGACCCUCUCAACCUGUACUCAGAGCCAGGGCUGGGUGCUGUGGUGGGAGGGGGUGGGAUGAUGGGACCUCCACAGGUACCUGUGAGGCCCAUGGCAUACACGCCCUGUUUCCAAGGAGAUCCGCGGUCCACGCUGGAGAAGAUGGUGGAUGGACGCGGCGUGGAGCAUACAGAGAUGAGCACCUUUCACCCGGAGUCACCGAGGAUCCUCUCAGGUACCACCAGAAGGGGAGUGGUGGUGUGCAGCGUGGCCCCCAAUCUUCCGCCAGUGUCCCCCUGUCGCUCAGACUGUGACUCCAUACGUAAGAGCCCAUGGGACAGUGAUGAGGGUAAGAUGGUUGACAUGGCAGAAGAAGUAACGUGUUUCUCAGGAAGCAACAAAGGCAGUAACUCAGAGGUCCAAUCACUGAGCUCCUUCCAGUCUGACUCUUGCGAUGAUAAUGCCUCCAUAGUGACCGUCAUUCGACUGGUCAAUGAUGCAGUCGACACAAUCGAAAGUGAAGUGUCAGUUAUGGACCAAGGUCAAACCUACAACAGAGCAUAUCACUGGGACACAUCAGACUGGAUGCCAAGCACCAGGCUGUCAGACAUUGAAGAGGUGCCGGGUUAUGAGGCAGGUCCUGGCAGUGAUGUAGCAGGCUCAGCCCCACGCCUUGCAGGAAGCACCCGUGAACUGGAGUCAGACUACUACCUGGGGGGCUACGACAUUGACAGCGACUACCCCCCUCCCCAUGAAGAAGAGUUCUUGAGCCAAGACCAGCUGCCACCUCCGCUGCCCACAGGUGAGGACUAUCCUGAGCCCUACACGCCACUGACCACCAAUCCACCGGCUUCCAAGGAGAGCACUCUGAGCUCUGGCAGCACCGGGCGUAAGCAUGCCAGACCACACUUCCACCCCAGCCAAUACCUGCCUCCCCACCAGCUGCCCCUUGGGGAGGCAUCCCAUGGGGACUUCAGCACUUCAUUGAGUGGCGUAUCCCCAGGAAAUGGGGACACUGAUGACUCUGUGUCGCUAAAUAUGCGACUUUCUGUUGGUGCAUCAUCAGCCUCAGACAUGUCGGCCCCCUGUGGGCUGGAUGACUCUGAACAUGGCAGCGACUUUGACAGUAUGGACGAGCUUCGUCGCGGGGUAACCAUCAUCACUGACUCACAGCAACAGACUGAGGUGUGAUUGAUUGACUAGUACAGGGAUGCUAUGGGACAUAUAAUGGACCAGAAUGAGCAUAACAUUGAAGCAGAUGGAAGGAGAUGAACAAGCAAUGAUAUCAUGGGAAGAAAUACUUUGUCAAGUAAUGCUACAACCAUAGGUUAUAACAAUGACCGCAAAAUUUAAAACUACAUUUCACUUGUUUUAAGUAAUAUCCUCCAAUGCAACUCUGUCCAGACAUGGGAGUGUUGAGUUUUACCAUGAACUACAAAGUUACUGUGUUGUCCUGUCCCCUCUGUGCAGAACAAUCACAACUUUCCUCCCUGUUCCAAUAGGAAGUCAUGAAAGGUGAAAAGAAUGGAGUAGAGAAUGUGAAUGAGAAAGACUUAUCCAAAAGUGAUUGGAAUAUAUAGAUGCGGUUGAGAAAAUUCGGAAAAAGAGAAGGGACAAUCAUGUAAGUCAAAGGGUUGUAUGCUUCCCUGCUCCUUAACAGAAGCUCAUUGGACCACUUCUUUCUUAAAAAAAAAAAAAAAAAAAAAAAAAA
Epinephelus lanceolatus (giant grouper) is the source of this 14641-nucleotide messenger RNA. RefSeq names its product protocadherin Fat 3. Gene Ontology annotation, cellular component: plasma membrane. Gene Ontology annotation, molecular function: calcium ion binding. Gene Ontology annotation, biological process: homophilic cell-cell adhesion. NCBI's taxonomy places the organism in Eukaryota, Metazoa, Chordata, Actinopteri, Perciformes, Serranidae. The record is from RefSeq and is a predicted model, not a curated record.